Messenger RNA from Piliocolobus tephrosceles (Ugandan red Colobus), 897 nucleotides. RefSeq names its product ATP synthase peripheral stalk subunit d (gene ATP5PD). The transcript is spliced from 6 exons. Lineage: Eukaryota; Metazoa; Chordata; Mammalia; Primates; Cercopithecidae. Gene Ontology annotation, biological process: proton motive force-driven ATP synthesis. Gene Ontology annotation, molecular function: proton transmembrane transporter activity. Bases 341 to 826 code for a protein of 161 amino acids. The record is from RefSeq and is a predicted model, not a curated record.
AUCUUGGGCUGCCGCCGCCGCCGCCGCUACUGCCCGCGCGCAGCCGGGCCGGCCCAUUUCUCGGCAGGGAGAGCCGGGCCGGCCCAUCGGCGGGGGUGGGGCAGAGGGGAGAGGGAUGGGAGCGUCCCCAACCAGCGCCCGGGGACCCGCGCGGCGGAGGCGCUGUGCCCGCCCCCGGGGCUAGACUUCCGGAACCAGCCCUCAUCUCUAUUGGCUAGUCUGCGAAGCAAGGCCCACCCCCUUGGCUUUGGGGUUGGCUGAGGAAAGAUCUUCCGGUGACCCACUUCCGUUAUUUGCUGCGGUGGACCGUGGGCAGCCGGGGUCGGUGAAGGAUCCCAAGAUGGCUGGGCGAAAACUUGCUCUAAAAACCAUUGACUGGGUAGCUUUUGCGGAGAUCAUACCCCAGAACCAAAAGGCCAUUGCUAGUUCCUUGAAGUCCUGGAAUGAGACCCUCACCUCCAGGUUGGCUGCUUUACCUGAGAAUCCACCAGCUAUCGACUGGGCUUACUACAAGGCCAAUGUGGCCAAGGCUGGCUUGGUGGAUGACUUUGAGAAGAAGUUUAAUGCCCUGAAGAUUCCUGUGCCAGAGGAUAAAUAUACUGCCCAAGUGGAUGCCGAAGAAAAAGAAGAUGUGAAAUCUUGUGCUGAGUGGGUGUCUCUCUCAAAGGCCAGGAUUGUAGAAUAUGAGAAACAGAUGGAGAAGAUAAAGAACUUAAUUCCAUUUGAUCAGAUGACCAUUGAGGACUUGAACGAAGCUUUCCCAGAAACCAAAUUAGACAAGAAAAAGUAUCCCUAUUGGCCUCACCAACCAAUCGAGAAUUUAUAAAACUGAGUCCAGGAGGAAGCUCUGGCCCUUGUAUUACACAUUCUGGACAUUAAAAAUAAUAAUUACACAGU